This is a messenger RNA of Penaeus monodon (black tiger shrimp), 2747 nucleotides long. Its product is annotated as protein kibra-like. Gene Ontology annotation, molecular function: kinase binding; molecular adaptor activity. Gene Ontology annotation, cellular component: cytoplasm. The record is from RefSeq and is a predicted model, not a curated record. Gene Ontology annotation, biological process: cell migration; negative regulation of organ growth; regulation of DNA-templated transcription. Lineage: Eukaryota; Metazoa; Arthropoda; Malacostraca; Decapoda; Penaeidae.
AAGAAGGCCCGACGUCAUCAGAAGUCUCAAUAUGGAGGACAGUGGACGGUAGUAAUGAGAAUUUUUCUGUGUUUUUCACUUAAAACAUGCCUAGAAGACGAAAUGGAGAGUUACCAUUACCUUCUGGAUGGGAGAUUGGACAUGACUAUGACGGAAAGAUAUAUUUCAUCGACCACAACAGCAAGAAAACCACAUGGAUUGACCCAAGAGACAGCUACACCAAAGCCCAGACAUUUGCAGACUGCGUAGGCCAUGAACUUCCAUAUGGAUGGGAAGAAUGCUACGAUGGCCAGAUUGGCAUUUACUACAUCGAUCAUAUUAAUAAGCGAAACCAAAUUGAGGACCCCAGACUAGCAUGGCGGCAGGUCCAAGAAGCCAUGCUGAUAGAGUAUCUCAGCUCAGCCCGCAACGACCUGAGCGCGAAACAAGACAUAAUGCAAGUCAAGGCACAGCGACUUGCAUUAGCUCAGGAUGAAUAUCAACACCUCAACACCACUCUCACCAACCUGUUCAGCUCAAGAUCCUCAUUAAGUUCAAGUGGGAGUGGUGCUGGCAGGUGUGACCCAGAUUUGCUCAAGGCCGAUGUAGCGAUGGCCAGAAACCGGGUUGGUCGCCUGAAGAGGGAACUUCACCAGAUCAAACAUGAAGUAGCAAACACAGAGGCUGGCAUGCAGACACUGGCACAAGUUCAAGAGAAACUAAGUGGCCUAACAACGGGAUACAGUGUCGAACAAGCGCAAGUUAUUGUUGCUGAGUUAAAGAACAUAGAAGAGUCGUUACGGGCUGGAGAGAAAGAGAAAGCCGAGCUAAUUAAAUCCCUAAAUGUUUUACGAGAAGACAUUAUCUCGGCGGAAACAACUCAGGCAAUACAAGCUAAUAUGGAGGCAGCAGCGGCAGAGAAGCAUAGCACAGGCUCACAGACUGAUUUCUGUGGAGAGGGUAUGCCUCUAGGGGCAAGAUUAGCUGAGUUAACAAGACUGAAGUUAGAAUAUGACUCAGCAAAGAGUACACUGAAGGGGUUGCAGCAUGAUCUGGCAGGCCUAGAAGAAAGGUUAUCACCGGAAGACUUGCAGGGAGAUCGAGAUCGUGUAGUUUUGAUACAGGAGAAGGAACAGUUGCUCCGUGAACUAAGAAGCGUUAGGUCGUACACACGUGAUCCUUUGCAGGCUUGUGAGCUAGAUGAAAAGAUCAUUCAACUGGAAUGUGAUUUAGCAAAGGCUUUAGAAGUCAGUAACAAAACAGUAGCAGAACGACUGUCCUUGCAAGAGAAGCGGCAGGACCUCCUUUGCCGGUUGCGUGAUACUGUCCGUGUCAUGGUGGGUCUUGAAGGACAGCUACGCUCUUUAUCUGCCUCAACCUUGUCAGUGUCAUCAUCGUCAUCAUUAGGAUCCUUGUCCACAUCCAGUAAAGGUUCUCUCUCCAGCCUCUCAUUUACGGACAUCUAUGGGGGUCAGCAAUACUCAUCUAGUGAACAUGUUGCUCUUAAUAUGCCGGAACUGCAAAAACGUGUUGAAAGACUGUUGAAAUCUAAUUCAGAGGCUGAUCGACAGUAUGCUGAAAAACUGAGGUCUUUGGAGGAGAGCAGUGGGAACUCUGCUGUAUUAUCUCAAUCCAUGCUCUCCCUUUCUCCAAGGAGCUCCUUAUCAUCUCUGUCCCCACCUACCUCUGCUUAUGAUGCUACGUCAGGUCUGGAUCCUCUGGCUCCCACAAGAUUCAAUCCAGGAGAGGGAGGAAGUGGUCCCCUGGCCAAUGUAGACCUCGGCACAGUGCACGACCGGCUAGCAGAACUCUGUCUGACUCCCACUACUGCGGAGAGUGGGACCUUUAACCCAACAACCCCACUGUUAGCAAAGGUGGCUGGAAAACAAUUGGACACAACUUCUGUAGGAAAUAAGCAAGUGAAAGAAUUAUCUGAAUACGAAUUCACAGAAACAAAUACUAGUGUUAGUGGUGGGUUACUGGGACGAGUUACAGGUGAUAGUGAUGUGCUAUAUGAAAUGGGUGAAGAAGAGGAAGGUGGUGUUGUGGGGGUUGAGGAUAAUAAUGCUCGGACAAUGUCAGCGGCAGUGAGUGAUGAGUCUGUAGCAGGAGAUUCAGGAGUAUACGAGGCUUAUCCCAAAGGCUCAGCAUCACCACCAGACACUCCACAGGUGCAGAUUAAACUUAGGUACAGCAGACAGGAAAGCCAACUCAAUGUGGGUGUCGAGAGAGCACGAAACUUGUCACUUCUGAACACAGAAGAAGGGUGCAAAGUAUGUGUCAAGGUGCAGCUGUUCCCAGCAGGUACUGCAACUUUCACCUGCUGUACACAUUUAGAUAGUAAUACUGAGAGGCCAACCUUUGGUGAAUCCUUUGCAUUUCCUGUUGCUCCUCGCAAGCUUCCUUCCAAGACUCUGCAAGUGAAUGUGUGGGCUGUUAGUGAUACAAAUGACACCUUUGAUGAAGAGUGUGUGGGGUAUGCUCAAAUAAGCUUAGCCGACUUCUCCUUAGAUACUCCACAAACUCGCUGGUAUAAUAUUUUGAACUUUGCCUUGUUGAGACCAGACCACUUGACUCGAGAUGACCUCUCGUCAAAAUCUUCGACUCUUCGCUCUUCUGUGUCUACAUCAAAUGUUAAGGAGGAGAGCAGUGAUGAGUCAACAAUCAUCUCCUCCCAGACCUCCACCCUGACUCGCAACCUGGGACCAGAGUCACUCCGGUUGAACUUCCACCUUCCCUCCGAGGACUUUGAGAAUGCAAUUGAUUCC